This is a messenger RNA of Trichoderma gamsii, 4092 nucleotides long. RefSeq lists its product as hypothetical. The transcript has 5 exons. The coding region runs from base 1 to 4092 and encodes 1363 amino acids. Lineage: Eukaryota; Fungi; Ascomycota; Sordariomycetes; Hypocreales; Hypocreaceae. The record is from RefSeq and is a predicted model, not a curated record.
AUGUCAGUCGCCGUCUGUUCAGCAGUCACCGAGGUGGAAGAAGUGGAAAAUUCUCCGCCAAACGCGAAACCUCGCCUUCGGGGGCGUAGACUCGUUGAAGACGACACUGCUGGGAAACUAGAGCUCGAGCUCUUGGAGAGGGUUGAAGAUGUCCUUCCUCAGGAACUGGGUUCUUCAACAGGACCCGGGGAUCUCUUGCAGAGAUUAAAUCUUCUCACGAGAGAUCGCGUCUUGGACGACUUUUUACAGAAAAACCACCGCUGCCGUCAACUGUUCUCGGAGUUGUUGUGCUGUCGCUACUCAUACCUGAAGGAACAAAAGAAUUCUGAAGAUACGAAUGGCGAUGGAGACCAGGAAAUAUCGCUUGCUGCAUCAUUCAGCGAGGAUUUCCAACCCAUAGACUCGAAUGGAGAUAUCGAGAGUACAGUGACUAUGAAGAAAGGCCGGCGUUUGCAACCUGUUUCAACAUACUUGACCUCAAAAGAUGCGAUACUUGAGUGCGUGGACGCAUACGAUGGCUUCGACCCCAUUUACAGUGACUCACCAGGUGCUUUCUCGAUUAUGGACCCCAUCUCUCUGCAUGAGCUUGAGUUAGUGGAGAAGAUGUACUCCCAUAUGGACAAGCUGUUAAGCAAGGAGUCGGUAGACGAAGUUGUCCAAGACGUGCCGAAUAUGGCGCCCCAGCUUAAAGAAGCUCUCACUGAAGUGUUUGCCAAACUUUCAGAUUAUUCCGCCAAGUUUCAGCAGGAGUUUCAAAAGAAUAUCUUCUCUCAGCUGCCGGCAAAGUCUGGGAUCGAACUGGAAAUGACCAUCAAAUGGCAUGACCCAGAAGAGAGCGCAGACAGAGAUAGAGGAGGGGACGAAGGCAUGGAUUUUGAAUCUGAGCCCUCGCAAAACUUGAACCAACGACCUGGGACCCCCAUCACUCCAGCUGAUUUCAAGCUGCAGCCGUAUAAAGAUUGGCAUAUCGAAGGACCAAAAGUCCAGCUAGCCAGGGCGAAAAACUUCCUUGCUGACUGCGACGUCGAUCGGACAGCGGACUGGAAGCACAAAGUCGCAGAGCUGACCGAGUACCUCGCAUAUCUGGGCUCUACAGCUCAGGGAGACGAAGAUUUGUUUCACGAUCUCGAAGAGGUUCACGACAUGCUUCAGGCACAUGCAAUCUUUGAAAACUACCACUACGGAGAGCAGCAGCUCAUCGUCGACUUUCCAACGAACAUCUGGCCAACACAGAGCAAAAGACUGCCUCCGCUCCCGGGCCCUGAGGUCACCCUUCGCCCUGGGCGGCGUGAUUUGACAGCCCCUAGACGUCUUCUCCAUGUGGAUGUGGCGAGUGCCUAUGACCAGCAGUACGAGCUGCCGGUUGAGGUCCUGAGGAGGGAUUAUCUGGAGCCUUACUGGAAGGACAGUGAGAGGUUUUGGGCAGCUGGUCCAUCUGCUGACGCGAAUGAGCCGACAAAUCUUGCGGCUUGCGAGAAUGAAGCUUAUGAAGAAUGCAUGAAUGGCAAAAUGGCGCAGACGGUGAGAUUCCUCGAGGACAAAGGCGGUUUUUGUCUUCCAAAAAGUCACGAUAGUGCCUUGAAGGUCAACAGAAGCAUUCUGGAAGCGUUUGCGAGAUUCCACGGUGGCCAGCGUGCUGCUGUUCAGCAGUGCCUCAACAUCUUCGACCAUGACGAGAACCGGAAAAUGUGCAGCUCUUUGCGUGUUCUCGCCCUCCCUGAACCUGUUGACGAGAAAAAGAAGAAGAAAUCCGAUGCUGGAAUUUUCUUCACUACUAAGAAGCUGGCGCAUCCGCCCGAGAAGGAAUCGAGGGAUCCUUGGGCUUAUACGAGAUCCUAUCAGCAGUUUAAGAAGGAGGAAUUGCGCUGGGCUCAACGGGUGAAGGGCAAUUCUGUCGCGAAGUCUACCGGAAACAAUGAAGUCAGUAUAAGCCUCCCUAAAAACUGGAAGGGUCCCGUAUUGUCAUCUCCAAUGAGUUCCAGCAUGAGGAAGACGUACGAGCAUCUGCGGCGCUGCCAAAAGAUCCAGCAGGGGCUGAAGCGAGCUGCGAAUCGAGCACCCCGAGACUUCAUCAGCGGACUUAUCGAAGCCGUGGAAGCCGGUCUGGCUGGCAAACAAUCUGCAGCAAAGGAGAUGAAUCUGAGAUUUGGCGAACACGAGUACGAAUCGACUAAUAAACGUACUCUUGCCAACAUUCGCCCUACAGAGGCGGCGUGGCUAGAGUAUAUCUGCCAGCCGUCACGGAAUCGUCCAUACAUGCUGGACGAGUCUCUUGGGAGGUUGGGAGAAAUCUUGCUAUCGAGAGUGGCGCGCAUGAUGAAUGAUAUCAGUCCUGUAUCGCUAUUUUGGGAUAUGAAGCCCAAAACGAUGUGUGCCUUGUUGAAAGAGCUGAACGUUGGAUGUCGUGGGCCAGUAAAGAGGUAUAAGUUCACUGAGAAGGACGUUAAACUGCUGGCACCAAAGUUGCAUGAUUUGAAGGUCCUGAGACUUUACACGAACGUAUUGAAUGGGGAAUGGAUGUUUGGCCGGCCGGAUACAGAGUUUCAUCCUGAAGACUUGGUCAGAUGGCCCGAUUACGAGCCUCGACAACAGCAGCAAAGCCAGUCUUUAGAUGAUAGUUUCUCCGAUCAAGUCUCCGUCAUCCCGGGAACCUCUGAGGAUUUCUACGAGUAUCCCAGAGGCAUGCCUAGAAGGGAAGACGUCAUCUCCCUUCGAGAUUUCAUCAGGAAUCCUAUAAGAAGUGCCGAGUGGCAUUGGCGGACGACGAAUUUCUUCCAUUGCUUGGGUUACCGCCUAGGUCAGACGCUCAAGACACUUAAGAGAGUGCAUGAAGAGAGUCACGAGAAGGUUCGAGAUACUGACAAAGAAGAGUACAACGACUCUGUUCUCCGCACCGCAAUCUCACGUUGGGAAGAUGAUGCUGAGAGGCUUCCCAACGAUCCAUUAAACUGCCCAGCAGGAGAAAACAGCCCCUGGCGUAUGACAAUGACAUACCAAGACGUGGUCAAAACGGCAGAUCCAGAUACUUAUGAGCAACACCAAUCGGCCUGGGCAGAAGCUGGCCGUUCCGCGUGGAAAGAGGCCUCUGAGAUUGUGCGCAAGAAUCUUCUGCGCGAGGCGUAUGAAAACAAGACAAUGUUGUGGCCGCUCCCUCUUCCAUACAAUAGCUACGCUACGAACUAUCAAGUCGCAGAUCCGACAUCCUGGCGAGAGCGCCUCGCGAGAUACUGGAAAGGCAAAGAGUCAACGGCGGCCUAUCAAGCUCGAGUUGAUGCCCUUGACGCUCAUAUCCAGAAAGAAGAGGAAAAAUCCGAAAAAGAAGGAGGAGCUACAGCAGCUCAGAAGCAAACUCUGAAAACGACACGACGCGAGCCAAUCUGGACAUUUGGACAUCCGUCGAGAAAAAAGACCGUUCACCUGUUUUGGGAUAUCAACAACUGGCCGGUGCAUCUUCAGUCGGAGCGCAGACGUCAAAUUAUUGCGUCUCGAGGACCUAAGAAAGAAAAACACGGUGAUGGCGCUGCGAAUAAUGACGAAGCUAUUGCUGCUUUUGCUGAGAAGAUGGACAUGGAAGAAGAUGAAAUCCCAUUUUACAGAAAGGCAGCUCAGCGGCGCAAGUUUGUUCCUGGCAUGCGUGGAUUUCUGAUGGGAGACACGCCUUUGCAAAAGAAUAAGAUUGAAAAUAGAAUGAAGAUGAAGCUUGCGCCAACAGGCUCGAGGAAACGCACCUGGAAAGACGUCCUCAAAUCAGUCGUCCUGGGUUCUCCGAAAAAGAGGAAACUCGAAGCUAUUUCCGACGACUUGCCGCCUCUGCCUGCAGAUCAGAUCCCUCAGAGUCGACCGUCUAAAAGACGUCGUACCCAGACUUUGCUACAAAAGAUGGGCAAAGAUGAGGACCGGGAUCUGUUCGCGGUGGCUAGAGGCGAGAAAGGUGUUCGAGAAACGCCCAGCACGGUUCCUACUUAUGCUCGGGCCGUGCCUUUGGAGAUGGGCGAGGUGACGUAUUAUAUCCCUGAUAGGAGAGUCCAAGGAGAUGAUGCGAUGGAUGUUGAUGAGCCUCAGAUUGAAAUUGGACUGCCGAUGAAGAGAUAG